Messenger RNA from Anoplophora glabripennis (Asian longhorned beetle), 1389 nucleotides. RefSeq names its product zinc finger protein 239-like. Gene Ontology annotation, cellular component: nucleus. Lineage: Eukaryota; Metazoa; Arthropoda; Insecta; Coleoptera; Cerambycidae. The transcript is spliced from 4 exons. Bases 45 to 899 code for a protein of 284 amino acids. Gene Ontology annotation, biological process: regulation of transcription by RNA polymerase II. The record is from RefSeq and is a predicted model, not a curated record. Gene Ontology annotation, molecular function: RNA polymerase II cis-regulatory region sequence-specific DNA binding; DNA-binding transcription factor activity, RNA polymerase II-specific.
UUUCGGAAUUAUCCUCUUUGGUGUAUUUACUACACGACAAAAAUAUGUGCAGAAAUUUUGUUGAAGCCGGGAACACUUCAGAGUGUUUAAAACUAAUAGAUAAUGAGUUAGAAGGCAAUGUAAUAUAUUGCAGUAUGUGUCGAGACAAAUCUAAUGCAAGAGUAUUAAACAAAACGGUACUAUAUAACCAAGAAGUUUCUGACAAUAUUAACAGUUUGAACACUCUUGAAGAACAGAGUGUGGAAUAUUGCAUUAUUUGUAAUGAAUAUGUUCCCGAAACUGAUAAAAUUAACCACAAAAAUCAGUGCAAGCUAUCUCAAGAUCAAUUAGAAAGUAAUAGCAGUGAAACUGACAAUGAGAAACUUAAACUAAGUAAAGAUAAUGAAGCGUUAUGCAAUUUUUGUGGCAAAAUGUUUCCCCGUGGGUAUCGUAUAGAAGAACAUAUCCUGACACAUACACCAGAUAAACCGUUUCAGUGCCAGAUUUGCCAUAAGACAUUUUCAAAAAACUUUAAUUUAAAGAUGCACGAACACACACAUUCAGGAGAUAGGCCAUAUAUCUGUAGUAAAUGCGGGAAAUCUUACACGACAAGUAGUAAUUUAAGGACACAUAUGUUAAGUAGUCACAGUAACGAGAAAAAACAUGUCUGUGAUAUAUGUAAAAUGACCUUCGUGUAUCCCCGUUAUCUCAAACUGCAUAUGAGGAAACAUACUGGGGAAAGACCGUUUGUAUGUUCCACUUGUGGGAAAAAGUUUUCGAAGAACAUACACUUAACAAUACACAUACGAACGCAUACUGGUGAAAAACCAUACUGCUGUGACAUAUGUGGUAAAGGAUUUACUACUACGGGUGGAUUAGGGUAUCAUAAAAAGGUUCACCAUAAAAACAGCACUUCUUAACAAUGGUCUUCCAUGCUACACCAAAAUACUCGUCUUCAAAAACAGCACAUAUAUUUUCAGUCUCUUUUUUUGCAUGAUUAAUGUAUAUAUUAUUAGCAAUUAAUUUUUUAUUGUAUGGGCAUGCAUAGUGAGGGCAAUAGUGUUACAUUAUUUUUGUGAAUGAAUUAUGAUUAAUUUUGGUGAGGAGUAUAUGUUUACUGUGUAUAUUUGUAAAUGUGUAUAUUUCAGUAUAAAUGUUUUUGUAUUGAAGUGCUAUGGUAGAUAACUAAAAAAGCUCAUAACACUAAGCAUUGUUGCCUUAUAGAAGAAGGAGUUACAUUAAAAUUGGUAGUGUUACAGUCAGCAUUUCCCGGCUGCUAGCAUAUAAUCCUACAAAUAGAAAUAUAGCACAUUUUUUCUGUAGUAGAAAUAACGAAUACCAUAAUCAGCUUACACAAUAUUGUACAUACAAUUAAGUCUGUGAUAAUCUUAAUUUAUUAAACUAUUGCUG